This is a messenger RNA of Acanthosepion pharaonis, 2244 nucleotides long. The record is from the annotation of a GenBank genome assembly. NCBI's taxonomy places the organism in Eukaryota, Metazoa, Mollusca, Cephalopoda, Sepiida, Sepiidae.
AUGUCUUAUCAUUUCUCGUUCUUUCUUUCCCCAUUGUUGCAUCUAUUUCUCUCUCUCUCUUUUCUUUCUUUCUUUCUUUCUUUCUUUCUUUCUUUCUAUCUAUCUAUCUAUCUAUCUAUCUAUCUAUCUUCUUUCUUUCUUAUUCUGUUUUCUAUAUGGAUCUGUUUAUCAUUCUUUUGUUUUGUUUUGUUUGUUUCUUUCGUUUUUCUUUCUUUCUUUAUCUAUCUAUCAUUGACUUCUUUCUUUGUUUCAUACUUACUUAUUUUUUUUUCUUUCUUUUGUUAUCUAUCUAUCUAUCUAUCUAUCUAUCUAUCUAUCUAUCUAUCACUAACUUCUUUCUUUGUUUCAAUCUAUCUAUCUAUCUAUCUAUCUAUCUAUCUAUCUAUCUAUCUAUCUAUCUAUCGCACCAUUUCAUUUCUUUGGUCUCACUUCAUUUUUAAGUUUCUUUCUACCUCACUUUUUACUUUCUUUCUUCCUCACUUUUUACUUUUUUCUUCCUCUCUUUUUACUUUCUUUCUACCUCACUUUUUACUUACUUUUUACCUCACUUUUUACUUUCCAUCUUCCUCACUUUUUACUUUCCAUCUUCCUCACUUUUUACUUUCCAUCUUCCUCACUUUUUACUUUCUUUCUUCCUCACUUUUUACUUUCUUUCUACCUCACUUUUUACUUUCCAUCUUCCUCACUUUUUACUUUCCAUCUUCCUCACUUUUUACUUUCUUUCUACAUCACUUUUUACUUUCUUUCUACCUCACUUUUUACUUUCCAUCUUCUUCACUUUUUACUUUCUUUCUUCCUCACUUUUUACUUUCUUUCUACCUCACUUUUUACUUUCCAUCUUCCUCACUUUUUACUUUCCAUCUUCCUCACUUUUUACUUUCUUUCUACAUCACUUUUUACUUUCUUUCUACCUCACUUUUUACUUUCCAUCUUCCUCACUUUUUACUUUCCAUCUUCCUCACUUUUUACUUUCCAUCUUCCUCACUUUUUACUUUCUUUCUACAUCACUUUUUACUUUCUUUCUACCUCACUUUUUACUUUCCAUCUUCCUCACUUUUUACUUUCUUUCUACAUCACUUUUUAAUUUCUUUCUACCUCACUUUUUACUUUCUUUCUUCCUCACUUUUUACUUUCUUUCUUCCCCACUUUUUACUUACUCUCUUCCUCACUUUUUACUUUCUUUGUACUUCACUUUCUAGUAUCUUUCUUCCUCACUUUUCCUCUACUUCACAUUUUAAUUUUUUUCUACAUCAUUUAAAAUGUCUUUUUCCUCACUUUUUAGUUCUUUUCUACCUCACUUUUUAUUUACAUUCUACAACACUUUUUCGUUUCUUUUUACCUCAUUAUUUACUUACUUUCUACCUGAUUUUUAAGUGUCUUUCUGCCUCUCAUUUUAGUUUAUUUCUACUUCACUUAUUACUUUCUUUCUACCUCACUUUUAUUUCUUUCUAUCUCACUAUUAAUUUCUUAUUUCUCUCUUUCUCCUAUUUAUCCGUUCUUUCUUUCUCUCUUUCUUUCUUUCUUUCUUUCUCUCUUUCUCUCUUUCUUUCUUUUUGUUUGUUUCUUUUUUUUUUAAUUAUUUCUUUCUGCCUGUCCAGUGCUGUUUUGUCUAUACUAAUCGUACGCAUCAAUUUCUUUUACAUCCUAAAUAAAAUCGAAUGCAACUGUACCGGGGAGUCUUUUUCUUUUUCGAUUCAUCCAUUCAUUCAGUCAACAUGUAGAAGAAUUAAGGACAGAACUGAAUGUGAUAACAACGCUCAGCACAACGCGAACGAACGACAAAACGAAUGUCACCGGCCUUAUAUAAAGAAAGAAAUCUUUUUUCUUUCUUUCUUUCUUUCUUUCUUUCUUUAUAUUAUGUAUGCUUUCUUAUUUGCAUUAAAACCAAAAAGCGGCUUCUAUCUUAGCUUUCUUUUUUAUAUAAAGAAAGAAAUCUUUUUCUUUCUUUCUUUCUUUCUUUCUUUCUUUCUUUCUUUCUUUCUUUCUAUUAUGUAUGCUUUCUUAUUUUUAUUAAAACCAAACAGCACCCUCUAUCUUAGCCUUCUUUUUUGUUAUAUAAUGAAAGAAAGAAAUCUUUUUCUUUCUUUCUUUCUUUCUUUCUUUCUUUCUUUCUUUCUUUCUUUCCUGUAUGCUUUCAUAAUUAUAAGCACCAAAUGGAAGGUUAUUAUUACCAUUAAUGUCACAAUCUUUUUUUCUUUGCGAGAAUAUAGUUUGGCUCGUUUAAUAAAGACGUCGAACUUUUAA